AAUUCCCGUGCGGCCUUGGCCUCCGCGACCCUCUUGACCGUCGGUUCCGUUGCGUGGUACGCCAACUUGUACGGCACUCUCCCCUUUAUUGGCGAGGUCCAUGCCAACUCUCCCGCUGAGGAGGGUCUCCACCCGCCCCACUACCCCUGGUCCCACUCAGGAUGGUUUGAUUCCUUCGACCACGCCAGCAUCCGGAGAGGAUACCAGGUGUACCGCGAAGUUUGCGCUGCCUGCCACUCUCUGGACCGCAUUGCCUGGCGCAAUCUUGUCGGUGUCUCCCACACCGUGGACGAGGUCAAGGCCAUGGCCGAGGAGAUCGAGUACCAGGACGGUCCCGACGACCAGGGCGAAAUGUUCCAGCGCCCGGGCAAGCUCUCCGACUACCUGCCCCCUCCCUACCCGAACGAGGAGGCCGCUCGCGCCAGCAAUGGUGGUGCGCUUCCUCCCGACUUGAGUCUGAUCGUCAAGGCCCGCCACGGCGGUGCGGACUACAUCUUCUCUCUCCUCACCGGUUACAGGGACCCCCCUGCGGGCUUCGAGAUCCGUGAGGGCAUGAACUACAACCCUUACUUCCCCGGCAACGCUAUUUCUAUGGCCCGUGUUCUCUUUGACGGUCUUGUAGAGUACGAGGACGGCACUCCUGCUACCACGUCUCAGAUGGCCAAGGAUGUCGUCACGUUCUUAAACUGGGCGGCCGAGCCCGAGCACGACGAGCGCAAGAAGGGGGGUCUGAAGGCCGUCAUCCUCUUCUCCACUUUGACCGUUAUCGCCCUCUACGUGAAGCGCUUCAAGUGGCUGCCCAUCAAGACGCGGAAGAUCCGUGAGUGCUUUCCGCGCCUCGAUGAAUCUGCAUUGUUGCUGAUGUUUGCCUCUUUUCAACUCAUGGUCUCUUCAUCCCUGAAGAGUAUAUCCCUCCCGCGGAGAAGCACUGAGAACUCUUAG
Dichomitus squalens LYAD-421 SS1 is the source of this 942-nucleotide messenger RNA. RefSeq lists its product as uncharacterized. The record is from RefSeq and is a predicted model, not a curated record. NCBI's taxonomy places the organism in Eukaryota, Fungi, Basidiomycota, Agaricomycetes, Polyporales, Polyporaceae. The transcript has 4 exons. Gene Ontology annotation, biological process: mitochondrial electron transport, ubiquinol to cytochrome c. Gene Ontology annotation, molecular function: heme binding; electron transfer activity. The annotation marks the transcript as partial.